Messenger RNA from Durusdinium trenchii, 411 nucleotides. Lineage: Eukaryota; Dinophyceae; Suessiales; Symbiodiniaceae. The record is from the annotation of a GenBank genome assembly.
AUGAGUGAAGUUUCCCGCCAGGCUACAUCUCUGGAAUCUUUGAAUGCGAACGCCAAGGAGACGAAUCAGCUUCUCAACAAAGUGAUUGAGGCUGUAUCCAGUGCCGGAACUCCUCAGACGCCUAUGACUCCAGUUGUUCCUGCUGCAACAGCGAAGGAAGCUCCUCCUGUGAAGGCGAGUGGACAACCCAUGUUUCCUGGAACGAGUGUUCCGGUACCACCCGGCGUGCCAGGAAUGGCUUCUACCGGAAUGGAUCCUUCAGGGAUGACAGCACCAUGUGCCACGUUGGGCACGGGUGUUGUUCCCGGAUAUGGGAGCGCUCCACUUGGAUCUGGAGGGCGAGCUGAGCCUAUGCACCCUGUUCCGCCUGGAUUGAAACGAGUGAGGUUGAUGGAUCCUGAGAGAGCCUGA